This is a messenger RNA of Corylus avellana, 1802 nucleotides long. RefSeq names its product riboflavin synthase. NCBI's taxonomy places the organism in Eukaryota, Viridiplantae, Streptophyta, Magnoliopsida, Fagales, Betulaceae. Gene Ontology annotation, biological process: riboflavin biosynthetic process. The record is from RefSeq and is a predicted model, not a curated record. Gene Ontology annotation, molecular function: riboflavin synthase activity.
AUAUAAGGUCUGCAGGUCUGCAAAAUUAUCACCUGACAAGACGAACGGGACAUUCGCACGGUAAAUUUGUUGGUUCUCGGAGCACCCAACUUCUCUACCUGCAGCAGAGCGAGGUUGGCAUUCGGAGCUUCCCAGAGGCUACUUCACCGUAGGGGUCUAAGCGUCGUCGUUUGCCUUGCUGUCGAUGACGGCCUGAGAGAGAAGCAAAAGGAGUUGGUCUCUAGCGUUGUCUUCGCCGUCGAGGAUAGGCCUGGUGUGGGCGAUAUACAGCACAAGAGGAGGAAGUUUCCCAAGAACCGAACAUAAAUUUUUUAAAAAUGGCAGUUUCUUCUUUCUCUCUCGGCUUUUUCUCAAAAACCCGCAAACCUUCUCUUCCCAAGACCCUAAUUUUCACUCCCCCGACUGUCUCAACCAAUUCCCACCUCAAAUUCAACCCCAUUUUCAGACCCUCCACUCUCACCCUCUUCCUCCCAAUCCAGAAACCCAAUAACAAAACCCACUUCAAGUCCCAUAUCUGCUGCCUCUUCACCGGCAUUGUCGAAGAAAUGGGCGAAAUCAAGCAGCUGGGUAUCGCCGAACACGGCGGAUUUGACAUGAGAAUCGGCGCAAAGACCGUUCUUGAAGGCGUAAACCUCGGCGAUAGCAUUGCCGUCAACGGUACGUGCCUUACGGUGACAGAAUUCGAUACCCAAUUGUCUGAAUUCACGGUCGGUUUGUCACCCGAAACGCUGCGAAAGACAUCGUUGGUAGAGCUCGAACCGGGCUCGGUGGUGAACUUGGAGCGGGCGGUGCAGCCCACGAGCCGAAUGGGUGGGCAUUUCGUGCAGGGACAUGUGGAUGGGACGGGGGAGAUAGUGGCCAAGGAGCCUGAGGGGGAUUCCUUGUGGGUUAAGGUAAAGGCAGGGAAAGAUUUGUUGAGGUAUAUAGUGCCAAAAGGGUUUAUAGCGGUGGAUGGGACUAGUUUGACGGUGGUGGAUGUGUUUGAUGAGGAGGAGUGCUUUAAUUUCAUGUUGGUGGCUUAUACUCAGCAGAAUGUGGUGAUUCCUUCAAAGAAAGUUGGGCAGAAGGUGAACUUGGAGGUGGAUAUAUUGGGGAAGUAUGUGGAGAGGCUGCUUAGUAGUGGGUUUGUUGACUCUAUUAAAUCUUCAUGACAAAAGCGUUCUGCAUUCUUCAACUCAUCAAGAAGACAACUCGGAUUGGAAAAUUUGCGAAGAACAGUUAUUUUUUAUUUGAAAAAGUACUCUCAUGCGACACUAAAGGAUUGAGAUCCGGUGUACUUGCUUGCCUGCCCAGAUUGCUUGCAAUCCGGGUAUGCGAGUGUGAGAGAACUCCUAUAGCUUCCACCUACCCGGGCGGGGCGGAGAAAACUCUAUGGGAAAGCCAGAUUGGAAGGAACUAUAUUUAAGUAGAGUGGUUAUCCACCCUUCAUAACCAAUGAAAUAAUAAGAUUAGGAGAGUAGCAGAGAUCAUUAGCAAAGUGGAUUGUGUAGCAGCUAUAUUCACCCUGUUACUCGGCUGAGUCUUCUCAUCGGCUUCCUCCUUUACAUUGGUACAAUUAAGACCAGGCUUUCCUUCGCUACACAUGUUGGCAAGCAGGCCUGGCGGGUAACCCCCAUAGAGAUUCAUGUAGCUGAACAUGAUUGCGGCGCAAUCAGCUGUCAUGUCAUUAAUAGCAUCUGCAUAAGUGCAAGCAAAGUCCUUCAAAGCAUUACAACAAGCUAGUGGUGGGAAUCUGGGUCCUUUGCACCGGCUUGUGAGGAUUGUAUAGUUCUUUGACUCAAAGUCUACACUGCAUGCUGCAC